UGUCUUCGAUUAUUAUCCCCAAAAUCUAUUGUUCCAAUUGUUCAAUCAUCAACAACGAUAAAAUUAAUAAUACGAGCUAAACCUGGUGCUAAAAAAUCACAAAUUAUCAGUAUCGAUGAUGAUGCUAUUGGUGUACAGAUUGCUGCACCACCAAGAGAAGGUGCAGCAAAUGAAGAAUUGAUUGAUUAUAUGAGUCACGUUUUGGGUGUUAAAACUAAAUGUAUCCAAUUGGAUGUUGGUACAAAAUCUCGAAAUAAAAUUUUAUUGAUUAAUUUUGGAACAACAACAAAAACAACAACAACAACAACAACAACAGCAACAGCCAAAAUAACGACAGCUGAAAAAGUGUUGAAAAUGUUAAAAGAGGAUAUGGAUCGUUAACAUGUUUUUUUAUUCUCAAUCAGACAAAAAAAUGCUAAAUAGUUUUUUGUUGUAAAUUUAU
This is a messenger RNA of Dermatophagoides farinae (American house dust mite), 442 nucleotides long. Its product is annotated as UPF0235 protein HY04AAS1_1378. Gene Ontology annotation, cellular component: cytoplasm. Lineage: Eukaryota; Metazoa; Arthropoda; Arachnida; Sarcoptiformes; Pyroglyphidae. The record is from RefSeq and is a predicted model, not a curated record.